AUAUCAUGCUGUUAUCUUUCCAGCUCGUCAACCACCACCCGACGCCACCAUGUCGUUAGCCGAUCCCGUUGCCUUCAUGAAGGAUUUCGCCGCCGGCGGUAUCUCGGCGGCCGUCUCGAAGACCGCCGUAGCUCCGAUCGAGCGUGUCAAGCUGCUGCUCCAGGUUCAGCACAUCUCGAAGCAGAUCGCCGAAGCCGACCGGUACAAGGGCAUGGUUGACUGUUUCGUGCGCAUCCCCAAGGAGCAGGGCGUCACCGCCUACUGGCGUGGUAACAUGGCCAACGUUAUCCGGUACUUCCCGACCCAGGCGCUGAACUUCGCCUUCAAGGACAAGUACAAGCAGGUGUUCCUGGGCGGUGUGGACAAGAACACCCAGUUCAUGCGCUACUUCAUCGGUAACUUGGCCUCCGGUGGUAUGGCUGGAGCCACCUCGCUGUGCUUCGUCUACCCGCUCGACUUCGCCCGUACCCGUUUGGCCGCUGAUGUCGGCAAAGGUGGUGUCGGUGGUGAGCGUGAGUUCAAGGGCUUGGGCGAUUGCUUGGGCAAGAUCUUCAAGUCUGACGGUUUAGUCGGUCUGUACCGUGGUUUCGGUGUAUCCGUCCAGGGUAUCAUCAUCUAUCGUGCUGCCUACUUCGGCUUCUACGACACUGCCCGUGGUAUGCUGCCAAACCCCAAGACCACCCCAUGGUAUGUCAGCUGGGCUAUCGCACAGGUCGUCACCACCGUCGCUGGUAUCGUGUCCUAUCCCUUCGAUACCGUCCGACGUCGUAUGAUGAUGCAGUCUGGCCGUGCCAAGUCCGAGAUGGUUUACAAGGGCACCCUGCAUUGCUGGGCCACCAUCGCCAAACAGGAAGGUACCGGUGCAUUCUUCAAGGGCGCCUUCUCCAACGUUCUCCGUGGUACUGGCGGUGCCUUCGUGUUGGUGUUGUACGAUGAAAUCAAGAAGUUCCUGUAAGACCCUCACUGUCCUGUUAUGCUUUUAACGCGUUUAGAUCCCCACCCCCUUUCUAUUCCAAUCCUUUCCCAUCCAAUCCCAGAUCCCGGCUAGAACAAACCCCUUCCCAAGACCCCCCUCCUAUCUUAUCCUAAAAUACUGUCUCUCUCCUACCUCGAUCAAUAUCCUCACAAGCGAUUGACUGUUUUGUUCGAAUUUCUUGAGCACUACACAAAAAACACACUAUUUGUACAAAGAAACAAAAACUCGAAGUUUAACGUUAAUGCAACGAAAAUGUAAACGGCGAACUAUAAUAGGAAUGCAUGAGCCUGAGAUUAAAAGAAGAAGUAAAAAACAAUAACGAAACACAACAGAAA
This is a messenger RNA of Uranotaenia lowii, 1311 nucleotides long. Its product is annotated as ADP,ATP carrier protein 2. Gene Ontology annotation, cellular component: mitochondrial inner membrane. The record is from RefSeq and is a predicted model, not a curated record. Gene Ontology annotation, molecular function: ATP:ADP antiporter activity. NCBI's taxonomy places the organism in Eukaryota, Metazoa, Arthropoda, Insecta, Diptera, Culicidae. Gene Ontology annotation, biological process: mitochondrial ADP transmembrane transport; mitochondrial ATP transmembrane transport. The transcript is spliced from 3 exons. Bases 50 to 955 code for a protein of 301 amino acids.